This is a messenger RNA of Drosophila virilis, 3423 nucleotides long. It is a transcript of the gene Gcna, whose product is annotated as Germ cell nuclear acidic peptidase. NCBI's taxonomy places the organism in Eukaryota, Metazoa, Arthropoda, Insecta, Diptera, Drosophilidae. Gene Ontology annotation, cellular component: nucleus. The record is from RefSeq and is a predicted model, not a curated record.
AUUUGUAUUUUUGUUUUUGGUUCGUUUCGCGUUGUCGCUCUUCUGCCGAAGUUUUACAGUUAGUUUCGAACAACGCCAGCAAAAUGGCGACGUCAAAUGGAUUUAAACUGUUCAAAACAGUUGAUCCGACCACAGUCAAUGUACCGAUCAAAGAAAAAUUCGCUAAACUAACACUCUCCUCAAGCAAGAAAAAACAGCUUUCAAAAAAGGAACAGGAACCGAAGACUCAAUCGGAAGCGGAGGCCCUCAAAAGCCACAACGUGAGCCGCCAACUGUUGGGCGAGUUAAAUGAUCUCAAUAACCAAACGACUGCUAAGCCCUACGAGCAUCCACUGUUGCGAAGCGACUCCUCAUCGUCCAACGCCAUGGGACAGGAGCACACGCCCCAGGCCCUGCAGGAUGCGAGCUCAGAGCCCGAUGUCUCCGACUAUAUGGAAGCACUGCAGCUAAGCGGUGACGGUUGCACACAACGUUCACUCGUCCUAGAUGUGGAGGCUUUAUCCACGCAGGUGUCUAACUUGACAAUGCAGCCGGAAAAAAAGCUGCCGCAGGAGGUGUCCAUUUGCAUAUCAUCAACAACCGAAGAGGGCGACGAUGAUGAUAGCGAAUCCUGCAUCACCAUAUCAGAUACCAGUGACAGCGUGCAUGCUCAGCAGCUGGAGCAGGCGAGACAGCCACCGGCUGAAGAACAGCCGCAGGAGACAAGCAUGACAGUAAGCGGGCAGCUGUUACCAACAGCAGCAGAGUUACUGCCAGAUCCGCUGUCCAAUGACAAAGUAAAGCUCAUUGAGGCUUUUCUGCGUGAUGUAUCCUUCGAGCGCCGUAAGAGGAUUCGGCGAGGACAAGCAGACAUGUCAGCCGAGCACACGCGCCUGGCUAGUGCGGACACGGAAUCGAUGAGCCAAUUAGACAUAGACUUAACACAAUUGCCGUCGUGCUUAACCACACCCACUUCCACGCCGAAAGCGCAACUGGACAGCAGCAAACGCUUGGCGGAUAAUGACACGGAGAUAAACACGUUGUGCUCCGAGGAACGUUUCGAACUAGACAACAGCAAACGUCUAGCUUCGAAUGACACAGAGGUAAACACACCCGACCAAGAGGUGCCGCUGUCUGAGCGAUCGGGUCAACAGUCCACGCUGAACGAGGUGCAUCUGGAUGAAACCAUUCCGGAGACCAGCAGCGAGGUAGAGCAGUCACCGCCAAGACCUCGCUCAUCCUCAUCGGCCGAGGAAGUGGCGAGCAUACCUGCCAUACAAGUGAGCAGUAUUAAUAUAUCGGCAAAGAUCAACAUUAAAAUACACAUACCUAACAUGGACUCGAGCUCAGCCGAAUCUGAGCAUUCAGAGCAAAGCUAUGUGCAAGCCGCGCCAUCAUUAGAGGCACGCGCAGAGCCACAACAACAGGAUCGAGUGGAGCAGCAGCAGCUGCAGCAGGAAUGUGAGCAGCAACAGGAACAGGAGCGCUCCGUGCUAAGCGGUGACGCUUCAGAGGAUGAGCAAUUUCUGACACAAGCCGAAAAGCUGCUGAACCAAUUAUACGGCAAGUCUUGGCAAACGCCGGAUGUUAUACGCACGCUCAAACGCUCCAGCGGCAGCGGUGGAAAAGGUGCACUUGCGCGUACACCAGCGCCAGCGGCUGCGAUAGACCGCACUCCACUUACCGAGAUAAGGCGGCAGCCCAAGGCUCAACGCGCCGCAGCCACAGCAGUGAAGAAAGCAGCGCCUAACGAGAGCGCACUGGGCGACUUUAGCAUAUUCAAGCGUGCGCUCCACUCCACCAAAUUGAAUUCGACCCACUUGCCAAAAUCUGCCUGCAGUGAGAAGCGACCGAAUGGACAGCGCACACGCACCAAACACGUGCACGAGGAGCGCUGGCGCGCCCUUGUCGAUACGGACAGCGGCACCGAUGCCUCCGAUGACGACGAUGCGGAUGCAACGGGCAGCAGUGAUCCUGAUGAUGCCGCUGACGGUCAUGUCACCUACUUGGACCUUACAAAGGCCGAGGUGGAGGUGGUCAGCGAUCCCGAUGAGCAAAUCGAAUCGCCGAAAUUUCCAAAACGGCUUGACGACAUUUUGCGGACCUGCCGCGCCAGCGAUAAGCCUAAAUUGCUUGCCACGCCGACGUCGCAGUCGCCGUCGACGCCGGCGUUGGCAAACCCGACACGAAGGCAGCUAUUUACACCAAAUACGGGCUAUGAGGACAUUAGCUCAGCCAAACGGAUUGUGGAUCAAGCACUCGAUUUGGACUGUUUAGAUCAGUUGGAGAACGUCUAUUUGCCGGGCUCAACAGUGCACAAGCGUGUGCAAGAGGUCAAAAAGCAGCUGGGCAUUGCAGUUGAGUCGCCAAAAGCGAAACCCAUCUUCAAGUUGCCCACACCACAAACGGCGACGUCAGCAAAAUCAGCGGCACGCGCAAGGAAGGUGCAAAAUGGGGCGAGCGCGCCAAGAAAUAAUAAUACCAGCAAAUGCAGUUUUAUCAAGUCCCUGGAGCCACAGAUCACUCAAGAUCGUUGUGACAAUGAAGCAUUCUUCUAUCGCGAGAACUUCAACCGUAACAAAGAGCAGCUGGCGGGACGACUCUACGACAUGUUUAAUGAGCAGAUCUUCAACAAUGAACUGAAGGUGCCCAUCACCUGGUCGAAGCUGUUGCGCAACACGGCGGGCAGAUGCAAAAAUAAAAAGAAACUGCUGGAACGCAGCAGCGUUGUGGAGCUAAGCAUUAAGGUCCUGACAAGUGCAGAUCGAUUGCGCUGCACGCUUAUCCAUGAGCUAUGCCAUGCUGCGGCCUGGGUAUUCAACGGUGAGGGCGGACACGGUCUUGUUUGGAAGCGUUGGGCACAGCGUGCCAAUGAGAAAUUUCCAGAUCUUCCACCGAUUCGAGUUUGCCACAACUACAACAUCGAGUUCAAAUACACAUAUAAGUGUAUAAAAUGCAAUACAUCGUCUCAUGCGCAUUCUCGUUCGCGCAAGGUGGAGAACUUACGCUGCCGCAUUUGCCGUGGACCCAUUAUGCUGCUCCUGAAUAAGAAGGAUAAGUCGGGCAAUAUUGUGCCGACGCCGGUGCGUGAGGCGACGGGUUUCGCCAAAUUCGUUAAGGAUAAUUUUCAAAAGCAUAAACGUGACAAUCUCACCGCGGCGCAAGUAAUGCGCAUUCUGAGUGCAGAAUAUGCCAAGGAGAAGGGUAAAGGUCAGCUAACAAAGACGGACGAAGCGGCCGCGCAGGACUUUAUUGUUGAACGAGUGGAAACCUUGACAUUAGACAACAAUGAAUAUAACUAAGCCUCGUACAGCUAAAAUGAGUACGACAUUCUGCAUUUUAAUAUAUCGUUUUAUAUAUUUUAAUAUCUAUAUAUUUUAUAUUUGACGUUGAUUUAAUGUAAAUUACCGUUUAAAACAUUGCUUUCAAUUAAAAAACACCCAC